UUAAAUCCACGGACUUUACAGCCUGCACACCCACGACUGUUUCUACAAGGCAGAGCUAUUGAACUUUUUCAUUCAAGUGGAAAUUUGUCGCUCACUGCGUCCUGAUGUUGAGCUGCCCGCUGGACUAGAGCGAUUUUGGGACCAAUUGGGGACCGCAGCUGUCCCGGACCAUGGACUCGACAGGUGAACCGGAGACGUACUGAAGACGCAUAUCUCCCUCGGGAGAGGGCUCCCUCCGAGGGGCGAUGCGGAUCCCUUUAUUCCGUCUCACCGCCUCUCUGUGCGCCAUGGUUCUCCUCCUCCUCGCACCUGCCUCGCAGGGCUGUGGACCAGGGAGGGGAUACGGCAAGAGGCGUCUUCCAAAGAAGCUCAUCCCGUUAGCCUACAAGCAAUUCAGCCCAAAUGUGGCCGAGAAGACAUUGGGGGCGAGCGGGCGUCCCGAGGGCAAAAUUACGCGCAGUUCGGAACGCUUCAAGGAGCUGACACCCAACUAUAACACAGAUAUCAUCUUCAAGGAUGAAGAGGACACCGGCGCGGACAGACUGAUGACCCAGCGCUGUAAAGACAAGUUGAACUCCCUGGCCAUUUCUGUGAUGAACAUGUGGCCUGGUGUGAAGCUGAGAGUGACAGAGGGUUGGGAUGAAGACGGCCAUCACUCAGAGGACUCGCUGCAUUAUGAGGGCCGUGCUGUUGACAUCACCACAUCAGACAGAGACAGAAACAAGUAUGCCAUGUUGGCUCGACUUGCUGUAGAAGCUGGAUUUGACUGGGUCUAUUAUGAGUCUAAAGCCCAUAUUCAUUGCAGCGUCAAGUCAGAACAUUCUGUCGCAGCCAAAACUGGUGGUUGUUUCCCAGGCGAUGCUCAAGUUACCCUUGAGAAUGGAGUUACCAAACAGAUGCAUGACCUUCAUCCCGGUGACCGUGUUUUGGCUUCAUCGACAACUGAUGGGCGUGGUCCACUUCAUUACAGUCCAGUUCUAUCCUUUUUGGAUCUCCAGUCUAACGUCACGAAGAUUUUCACCCACAUUGGAACCAACACUGGACAUAAUAUAACGCUCACAGCGGCGCACCUCAUUUUCAUCACUGACUGUGCAGAUGGAAUCGGCAAAGAAGAUGUGAGGACAUCAUUUGCCAGUGAGGUGAAGCCGGGUCAGUGUAUUUUGACCUCGCAUGGGACGGAGACAACGCAAGCUCUUGUGACAUUUGUCGAGGAGAGGCAGAGCACUGGGUUGUAUGCCCCGCUGACCCAGCACGGGUCUAUAGUGGUGAACAGAGUUUUAGCAUCAUGUUAUGCUGCUGUGGACAAUCAUCAUUUGGCCCACUGGGUUCUUGCCCCGCUGCGUUUGGUCCGCACCCUGAUGGGUCCCGCAAAACAACAAACUGAUGGAGUGCACUGGUACCCUCGGCUUCUGCAGAGGGUCGGGGAAAUGCUACUGGACCCAAAACACUUCCACCCUUUGGGAAAUGAGCGAGGACUCUGACAGAGGAACAAAUACUUUCAAGUCAGCUUGUAUUUAAAUCAUCAAUUCACGGCUUUCAACCAAAAAAGAAAAAAACUUUUUAUUCUAUGCAAGGGCGUAGGUUUGAUCUCAACAUUGGUAGGGACUAUUUAACAGCAUAACCUGCAUGUACACUAUUUUUGCUGGGGACGGGACAUUUAUAAGACCAAACAGACUGGGUGAACGGGGUCAGGGCUUCAUUUCUCACCAAAAUUAACCUAAUUAAUUGAUAGGCUAAAUGAUCAAUGCAAAAAUAAAUCUGUAUUGACUUAUACCAACUUUCAUGUGUAUUGGUUCAGGUGAUACACCGUUUGAUUCAAACCUUUAUUUUCAAAAACUACUAAAGAAACAUUUUGAAAUCUUCCAGAAUAAAUGUCUGGAUUUCGUUAGCAAAUUUAACUUGCAAUAUUUGAGCACAAAAUAUAUUAACAUACACAAGAAAUAAAAACUUGUUAAUCAUCAAUUAACUAUCUAUAAAGGGGUAAUCCUUAGUUUACUACAUAUCUUACAGUUUAAUUAAAGUUAACAGUAGAAAACAUGUGAGGACAUUUCUCUCAAUGCAGUUCUCUCCUUGAGUUCCAGAAAUUCACACGGAUUAAUGUUAUGCUAACUCUGACGCAGGUCGGACUUUCAGUAUAAAAAUUAGUAUUGUGUUCCCCACCUCGACAACAUUGACAUCCUUUUACAUUACUUACGAUGGCUACUGCUGGCGGAAAGUAAACACUAAAUAUCCCUCGUCUUCAAAGGGGGCGAAGGAGGCGGCAUGUUGUAUUUCUGUUAGGCUGUGAAUGCGUG
This is a messenger RNA of Corythoichthys intestinalis (scribbled pipefish), 2294 nucleotides long. RefSeq names its product indian hedgehog B protein-like. Gene Ontology annotation, molecular function: calcium ion binding; patched binding. The record is from RefSeq and is a predicted model, not a curated record. The transcript has 4 exons. Gene Ontology annotation, biological process: cell fate specification; multicellular organism development; intein-mediated protein splicing. Bases 246 to 1481 code for a protein of 411 amino acids. NCBI's taxonomy places the organism in Eukaryota, Metazoa, Chordata, Actinopteri, Syngnathiformes, Syngnathidae.